This is a messenger RNA of Carassius auratus (goldfish), 5259 nucleotides long. RefSeq lists its product as uncharacterized. Lineage: Eukaryota; Metazoa; Chordata; Actinopteri; Cypriniformes; Cyprinidae. The coding region runs from base 63 to 1370 and encodes 435 amino acids. The transcript has 6 exons. The record is from RefSeq and is a predicted model, not a curated record.
GGAGUAUGUGGGCGAGGAGGAUGAGGGCACAUACGUGGUGAAGAACUCUGCAGCCCCAGCUGAUGUCAGGGCGCAUCAUUCUCAUAGUUAGAGACUGUCCACUGGAGACUGUGGUGAAAUAUGGAGGGGUGUAUCACAUCCCGAUCAACCCUUCCAUUGGUCCAUACACCCUUGAGUUCAGGCCUGGAGCUCACACUCCAGUUAACCAGACCACUGAGGGACCACCUGUGCUGCUUCUCAACCAGACCGGCAUCCCCACGCAAGAGUACCAGGACCGCCUCAUCGUGGACGAGAAGAGGGUCAAGCUCCUUGUGGUGACAGGAGCCGAUGAGGGCAGCUACACAGUUGUGGACAGUGAUGAAAAAGUCAGAUUGAAAGCCUGCCUUAAUGUGAAAGACCACCAGAUCUUUGAGAACCUGAAGUAUGGUGAAACCUUGAAGAUCAAGCUUCACGUGGACCACACCAAAGUCAAAAUGGUCUACAUCCCAGACACUGACCACAAGGAACGACUCAUCAUGGACCAGGGGGAGCUGACGGCACCUGCCGACUCUGUUCUGGGUGGUCGAGCGUCUGUGGAAGGGUCCAUGUUCUACCUGAAGAAGGUCAAAGUCGGUGACAUGGGUGUCUUUCGUGUGAUGGAGUCUUCCGGCUUCCGCAUAGCUGACGUCUACCUUCACGUGCAGCCCUAUAAGCUGCCACAGCUCAACGUGGCGAUCAUCUCCUUGCUGUCUCUGCUGGCGUUCCUGCUGUUGGUGUGUCUGCUGUCCUGUCUGAUCAAGGUUCACCGUCGGGCGGAGAGAGCACGUAAGAUCACCCUAAUCGCCCAACAGGCUGGCAAGGGCGACGGAGAGGCGUUCAGACAGGUGGUACAUGAGGUUUAUACUAGAUUUUCAGAGGAACCCACUUUACAGUCCACAUGGGAGAACAACACCGAGAGCACAGAAGUUGAGAUCAAAGGUCUGGAGGUAUCAAAACCAGGUCAGUACCAGACCCUCCAGUCUGAGAAGAACUUCUCGGAGAUGAACGACUCAGGCGUGGAGUUCAACUCGUCUGCACUUCCUCUGGACAGUGACACAGAUCUCCCCGACUAUCUGGCCUCUCAGAAGCUCCUGCUGGAGUCCGAAACUCUCGCUGGCGUCCCGCCGGCCAUCUCUGAGGGCGACCACAGUGCCACUCGCACCCCUGAUUCCCUUCUGAGCGCCAGCCCCCUCGUCCAACCCAAAUCUGCGCCUCAGAUAGAUGGCGACUUAAUCGGCGUGACCACACCUGAAGAAACGACCAAAGCGGAUGAUUUGGAUGCGAAGACGAGCAAAGAUCCUUCACCGAAUUCUGAGAAAGCUCUGGAUCUGAGUAAUGGAACCACAACCUGAGCGUUUCAAAGAAAAUUGAGUCACACUGACAGGUGUGGCCACGUUUCGUUCACUACAUCUCACCAUUUGACGUCUAAAAUGACACUUCAUCUCGCUUGGAUUGAUCUGUGGCAUAACAAAUGUUUUUUCGAUUAAGCAAAAAUCCUGAUCCGAUAAGAAAAAAGAACAAAUCUAAGAGAAGACAACAAAACUCACACAAAAAAAAUAAAUAAAUUGAAGAACCGAAUAAGUCCUGCACUAUGCAUGCUUUUGAAUUACUGAGGAUUAGUAUGAAGCCAAGUGCUAUAUUAGAGUGACCAUGUAGUGCAUGUGAAGACGAAAACACACGUGUAAGACUUAAUACUUUUUUUAUUUUACCAAGCAAUGCAACUAGAACUAGAACUUUCACCAGAGAGUCAAACUGCCUGAAACUCCAAGGAAGCGUCAAGCAACAUCUGAAGCAGGUUGCAUCUACAAAAUGCCAGAUUUUGAGAAUUUCUUCAUUUGUCAAAUCAAAGUAGGAUUCAUCCCAAGAUCAAACAUGUUUUCCCAGCGCUCUUGACCAUCUGCAGUCACCACCAGCUUUGAAGUGCUUUACUGAUGAUCCUUGCCAAUGGUAAACUAAACAUCUUGAUGAAUCAGGUCUGCAUGGAUGACAGGUGUCCGAUACGGUGGCUUACCACUGUAAACAGGAUCAGCUGUGGUGAAGGGUUUCGACCCUGGCUCAGAGGAACCCCUCUGAAGGAACGGCUUGUCUCAGCAGUUAUAGAUGCUGAUUCUGCUGGAGUGUCUCCACAGCCUGGGCCUUUCCAGUGAUCUCUUUUCUAGCGCUUCUGAUGCGAUCCUUUAUUCAUACUCAUUUGAAUAUAUUUCAUAGCAGGUUUUAGCUUGCAGAAAUGCGCUCAUUGACAUUUAUUCAUGAGGAAUUAUUUGCAACUAAGUGGGGUCUGGGGGGUGCUGAGUUCACGAAAAUUCAAUAUCCAUAUUCAUAAUAUCUAAUAUGAUUUGAUUAUAGUGAAAAAAAAGAUUCUUCAGACUAUUAUAAUCUGUAUUAGACUAAGAAAAAGGGUUCUAUUAACAACUAAUCACUGAAAGUUUAACAAAGCUCAAUGGUUCUUCUAUGAAACUUGCAGAAAUCAGCUUUAUUUUUAAGCGUGUAUAGUUCUCUUGUAAUGUUCUCACAGCACUUGAUUUUAAGGUUAAUGCUACUCCUUUAUGCAGGUAAAUGAGGUGUGAGGAGAGUAUGAUGCAAUAUUAAAAUGAGCUGUAGAUGGUGGGUGGAGUCUUACAUCAGGGGCGUGGUUUAGCCUGUUAGUGAAAUUGCUACCUCAUGUUUUGAUGUGUGAAGGAUGCAAAGAUGGAAAAUGUAAAAAAAAGACACAAGGUGUCAAAAAAAAGCACAAUUGAGACAAAAUCCUUGCAAAAGAUGUGAAUUAAAUUGUAGCUGAUGUUAAUAGAGUGGUUUGCCAAAAUGAAAAAAAAUAGAUAGAAUAUUCAAAUUACGAUUUAAAUUAACUCCUUUUGGGUAUAGUUAACCCUUUAGUGACUGCAUUCAGAACAUGGAUAAGCUGAUUGAAAUUUGAAAGCAUUAUAUAAAUAGUAAAAAAUAAAAAAAAGUUUUCUAUAUUGCAUUGAUAUCUAUUGACAUAUUUCAUGAUCAAGCCCUAGAAUCUUGUCUAGCUAGCAUUAUUUUAAACUCCCGUUGCUUCACUCCAGAAAUUGUUUUAUUGACUAAGGUUUGUUCCUAUGUCAUAUCACUAAAUAUGCCGUUAUUGGGCCUUAUGAAGCAAUAUUAAUGUGAAAGCAUUGGGCCUAAUUUAUGAAGCAUUAACAAAACAGAUUUCUCUCAGAAAAAAAGUUACUAAAUCUGUCACUAGGCAACUCCUUUUUCACAAGGUACCAAUAUGCACCUUUAGUAGUGCAAAGUGUACGUUUUGAAAAGGUACUGCCCCAGUGACAGAUUUUUUCUUUUUUUUCUGAGAGCAGUCUUAUCUUCAAAGUUCAUACUCAGUUCACUGUAUGUAUGAAGGGUCUUAUGAUUGAUUUGCACAAAUUGGCUCUACUCAUGUUUCAUGAAUGAGGCUUAAUGCACACACACACACACACACACAUGAACACACACACACAUACAGGGUAGGUGCAACAAACAUACACUUCUGUACAUAGAUGUAUUGCAUGUUAAUGAUCAGUACUAACUAAUGAUUGCUGGAUUCUCAUGCAUUUUUCUUCAAAUAAGACACAGUCUCUAAAGAAAUGAAUAACAUAAUAAACAAGAAACCUUUACAGGGUUUCUGCAGGUCAUAAAAAUGGGUUUGAAUUUGCUUUUCUGCAAAAUAAGGCUUUAAAUCUGAGGCGAAAUCUUAAAUUCAUAAAGUUAUGGCAUUAAAUAUUGCAUACAUUGAUUUUGAUCCUUAUAUCAGAAAACAAGACUUGUCGUAUGUAUCUCAAGUAAACAUCUUGAUUUAUGACACUUUACAAAUUUGCACUGAAAAAAAAAAUUAAAAGCACUUUUUUCGCAGUUUGAAAGUAAGUUAUUUCCAAAAAAAAAAAAAUCUAUUGUAUUUUCAAACCUUGAAGUGAAAACAACUCAUUGGAAGUGUCCUGGACAUUAAAGAACAUACUGAUUAAUCCCUUCAAUUAAUUCCUUACAUAUUCUUAACAUUUAUAGUCCUAAAUGUACCUUCAUGAAACCUGCAGAAACCCUGCUUUAGCACUGUCAUGCUUUAACUGAAUCUUUGCACUUGAGAAUGAUUUUGAUAAUGCAAAACUCAAGAAAUAUUACACUGACACUAUAUUAUUGCUAUCUAUUAAUUAUACUCUCUUUAUAUAUGCGCUGAUGUCAUAGAUCUACUAUAAACGCAACUAAAAGCAUUAGGCUACAAAAGCAUGCUGAACUAGAAGUUGCCUGUUAGAAAUAAGGUUUCAUUGCAUUGCAUUACUUUGUCUCUGAUGAGAAGUAUUCUUAAUGUCAGUGUCAUUUUAGCAGCUAAUAUAGAAACUUUUUCGAAAUUGGUUUGUUUUGGUAAAAAAAAAAUGGAUGUCAAAUUUAUGAUUAUGCAAUUUACAUUCAUGAACAGAAAACAGUUUUUGAGUAGUGCACACAUUUCCGAUCCUCAGGCAUAACUGAGCACAACAAAAUCAAAACUGCUCUUUCAAAAGAAAUGGAUGUCAUUUUUCAGUUUCUUAUUAAGACAGAAAUCAUGUCUGCAGUCAGUUGUAUGUACAGUUUUAGCUCGCUUAUACUUGAACAAAUGCAUUUACCACUCAAAGUUCAGUGUGAUUCAGAUUUACAAAGUUUAUUCCUCAUAAAUGUGUUGAAACCCUGAGUGUUCUGAGCUGGAUAAAUCAUAAUUCUGCAUAAGACAAUGCACUUAUCACACUGAAAAUCGACUAAAAAGAUGUUUUUCAGUGGUACAGGAACCAUAGCAAUACAAGCUCAUCCUGCUCAGGUUUGAUCAGCGGUUUACACAGAUGCUGGCAUCACAUAAUGAAUCGAGCUCAGGAGUGUGUGCUCUCUUCAUCGAUCUAUGCUGAUUUCAUUCUUCAAUUGAUCUUUUGUUACAUGCAAGAGUUCUCAGGAGACAGGUUUGUCGACUUGCUGCAUUCAGCUUUGAAAAGUUGUGAUUGUGAACAUGCUUUGUAAUGUUACAGUGUUUUUUCCUCGUUCAGACUAGCAUCUCUCACAGCUGUGUUUGCCAGAUUGUGACAGACUUUCAUAAAACCAUGAAUAUUAACUAUACUUCACAGUCAUGUACAAAGAAUGGUGCAGAGGAUCUUGUUUUUAGCUGCUUUGUUUAUUUAGUAUUACAUGUGGAUUCAUAGUUUGACUUCAAACACAACUUUAGUUCCACUUUGAUUUGCUCUCUUGAAUGAAAGAUGAAAAUAAAUAAAAAUUUGGCUUUAAAAGUCC